Messenger RNA from Cladophialophora yegresii CBS 114405, 1416 nucleotides. RefSeq lists its product as uncharacterized. The record is from RefSeq and is a predicted model, not a curated record. The coding region runs from base 1 to 1416 and encodes 471 amino acids. The transcript has 4 exons. Lineage: Eukaryota; Fungi; Ascomycota; Eurotiomycetes; Chaetothyriales; Herpotrichiellaceae.
AUGUCGACGCUGAUAAACUACAAUCAGGCGACGUUUAAAGACCAUCCGGAACCCAACAAACGCCGGCUACAGGAAUUGCAACACUCAGCUGCAAGAGCGCACGCCGCAAGAGUAGCAUACUGGCGGAAGAGAGGCGUUCAGUCAGUCAAGUCGAGGGCCGCCGAGCACAGGCAGCGUCAGGACGAUGGCACCUCUAAUGCGUCGACCGAGUCCACCAUUCAUGUGAAGCAGGAGUGCAACAGCGUUGUCGUCCCCAAACUAGCUCGACUUCCCGUAUCCAGUCUCUUCGACCCGUUCGAUGCCAUCCCCAUUGCACAAAAUGCCGAUGUUGUGGCAGCUAUUGAUCACUAUAUCAACAAGUGGGCCCCUUCGCAAAGACCCGGUCUGAAAUAUCAGACGAAGGAUAACCCACUUAUCAGAGAUGCUUUCCCAGCAGGGCUCCAGAAUGUGGAACUUUUCGAAGCAAUUGUAGCCCUCUGCCUGAGUUUUAAGGCCGCAGCUCAAAAUUUUGAGCCUCGCGUGUGCAGUCGGUCUCUCUACCAUAAAGGCCAGGCACUCUCCGGGAUCCGGAACAAACUGACCUCUGGCUGGGUCGACGAAGCAGUUAUACUGGCAACAGUGUUUCUGAUGAUCAUUGACAAUGUUUUUCUGGACAUUCAGGCUUACGAAACUCAUCUGCAUGGGCUCCGAAAGAUGGCAAAAGCUUCAAGGGCGGAAUCCAAUGCAUUGCUGCUGUUCGGCGAUCGUAUUUCCUUGCACAGGUCGGUCACAAGCGGCGCUUGUCUAGAAUAUCCGAGCCAGCCGUUUCCCAGCACCCUUACAAUCGUCAUCGGCACUCUGACACCCGGCUUUCAGACUCUGGCAUCCGACGGUCAACUUUCAGUGGAAGUCCUCUCCAAUCUUGCGAAAACAGUUCAUUGGUCUCGCUGCAUAGACCCAGAACCAGGCCAAAGUCCGAGCGGGACCGACCAAGCAUUCCUGAUGACCUUCGAUCCGCGGGCAAACAGCGCGGACCUCAUGAGAUUGUGCCGAAUUGCUGGCAAGGACUGUGCAGUGGAGAGAGCAGUCUGCAAGGCUGUCUACGUCUACCAUGCUAAUCUGCUGGGAUGGACGUGUCGAUGUUCCGGUUACCGGCGGGUGGUCGAAGAGCUGGGGACCGCUCUCCGCCGUUGGGAUUUCCACAAGACGUGGGACAAAGACUUAUGGAAGUGGCUAGCUCUUGUAACAGCCAAUGCCGCCCGGCGUGGGAAGCUGCAGCAUUUGCAGACGGAAGUGAUGACAAGCUUAUUUGCUUCAAGCGGCUCGGGGCAGGACUGGAAGUCCGUGCAGACGGCAACUAAAAAGUUCUUGUACCACAGCGCGCUGAGCCAGGAAUGGGAAAUCUGUUGGCACAUGGCUCAUGCAUCGACCGCAUGA